CUCUUUUUUAGGUUUCCUUGCCCGCUGUAAAUUAGUGGGCACGAGACACUAAUGCCACUGUCGGGGCCACGGUUCGCAAAAAGACCCCGAGGCCAAGCAAGUACCCAGAGGUGCCGCCAGGUGCCCGCCGGCUGGCGCAAGUGCAAAGACGCCAAUGCCAACGUCAUCCACCACGCAUUUCCCUACGCGGCCUCGCUGUGCCUGAACUUUUGCUUGUUUGCUUUGCACAAUCAUACAACCAACACCACCAACCCCGCACCCACCAACGUGCGGCUGCAGCGUCGUCGUCUCCUCUUGCAUGAUAACAUUGGAUGGAUUAGUUCCAUAAGCUUUUGUAGUUUUCCCCACGAUUACUCAUUGCGCGGAGAAGGGGAGGGCGGUCAAGAACAACCCCCCGGACAAGGCUACACAAUCGAGCGCGCCAGUACCGUUAUCCCUGGCUGCUUGUUAUUGCCAAUGUCCUCUGUCUCUGUGCCUGUCCAAAAUGAGUCUAUGCCCAAUCGGCAAAAAGAGCAGACGACUGAUGCAAAAGCACAUCUAGUGGGCCAUGAUGACGGCACCAACGGUGUGACGCAUCGGGACGCCAGUGAAUCCCAGUCAUCCACAUUCACGCAUCCAUUCACACCUACCACUGCCGCUCAGCGCAACCCACCGCCGCCGCCUUCCAGGCUUGAGCUAGUGCUCUCCUUUCUAAACACGACUACUACCACAGAUGAGACUACGCAGAUCCCGGCAAAUUCUGGUACGGAGCAUACCGCUACCGAGGGAGCUCCGCUGAACCUGCACUUGCAUCAACAACAGCUGCAGCAGAAGCCUAACCCUGCACACUCCAAUGGCGGGAAUCGCGCCGUUAACAGCCCAGCUCGCCGCGGGCGUGGCAGGCCGAGGAGCUGGAGGUCCGGUAUGUCUUACUCCGAGCUUCACAGCCGGAACCCUCCGACUUCAGAUACCCAGACGCCCAGUCAAGGACGAGGGAGAGGCGCUGCCAGACGAGGUCGGGUGGGUAGACCUCCAAAGCUGAAGGACCCCAACACUGUCCAAGAGCCGCCCGACGGACUGGUCAAGCGACGAGGUCGGCCCCCCAAGGUACCAUAUCCUGAACCGCAUCACCUCUUUCGUACCAUUCGGCCAUCGUUUGUGGCGUUCGCUUGUGAGUGGCAGGGCUGUGCUGCCGAGCUGCACAACCUCGCGACCCUGCGCCGGCACCUGCACUUGGUUCACAACCCCAAGGCACGUACUAAAAGUAAGCAACACCUUGAUGCCAAGAAGCACGAGUGCCGCUGGGCUAAGUGCGCCACGGCAGUCGAUGGUGCUCUCCCCACGCAGUUUGGCUCAGAAGAGGCGUGGCUUGCACAUCUCGAGGUCGCUCACCUUGUUCCCUUUGCCUGGCAUAUGGGCGAAGGACCUAGGAAUGAGGGUGAUUGCUGGAAACCCAAAGAUGUUGAUCAGGUGCCAACGUUUCUACUCGAUAAGGAUGGCAACCAGGUGACUCCGUGGGUGCGAUACCAGCGGGAGGAGGACCUCGUCACGUACUACAAUAACCGACGCAAGUUAAAAGAACUUUUGAUACAACGAGACGCUAAAUUUGCAAGCGACAGCGAGGAUGACGACGACAACAACAACAACAAUGGAUCCGAUGCUGCAAUUAAUGACACAUCUAAAAUGACAUGAUGUUCAGCGUCAUACGUCGUGUAUUGCAUGACUGGUGAGAAGACCGUGUCCGGAGUAAGUCCAUUUGGGUCUGGCGUCAAAAUUUGGGGAUUUUCAUUACUAUUCACUUUUUGGGGUUUGGAGUAUCUGCAUUGGAUAGAUCAUAUGACUAAAAUACUUUCAACUACUACGAAUAUACAAGAUUUACGUUGCUUGCGUCGCUUCGGUCUAUGUUGCCGCUUGGCAUUAGGCGCCACACCGGCAGUCACACUCCGUCCAACAUCCGCCACACUGCAUCCUUUCGAUAGACUU
Molecule: messenger RNA, 1962 nt
Organism: [Torrubiella] hemipterigena
Lineage: Eukaryota; Fungi; Ascomycota; Sordariomycetes; Hypocreales; Clavicipitaceae
Source: the annotation of a GenBank genome assembly